AUGCCCCACAACGUGCAUCUGAAUCAGUUUCUACCGAAUGGACCGCCCUCUCAGCUCCCUCUAAUGGUGCCAUCGAUGCAAGUUCCCCUCUCCCAGUUUCCAAAUCAGUAUCCCCACAAUGCGCACUUGGGCCAACACCCCCUCAUGAUGCCCCAGCUUCAACAUGCCCACAAUGUAAUCCCGGGUCAAAAUGUCCUAAACUUGCAUCACAGCCAACACCAACGAAAUUCGCCUCCCGGCCAACUCCCCCUCAAUUUGCCCCCCGGCCAUCAGAAAAAUGCAUCGGCUCAGCACUCGCAGAACGUAUCCUCCAACAAUCAUCACUUACCUCCGAAUCAACAUGGUAGCGUCCAGCCCCCAAAUCAUCAGCUUCAUACCGUGCCGCACACCCAGCAGCCUCCGAACCUCCCGCAAAAUCAACACUCCCACCCCAAGCCCCCGGAUCAACAGGUCCACAGCGUUCCUCAAAAUCCACAAUCUCAACACGGUCACCACAACGCCCCGUAUGAAGCUGGACGGCACUCGCAAGCGGAACCACAGAAGUCUGGCGGUGCCAAAGGUCCCAACACAUACGACUUCGCAGAUCGUUGCGGACAGUCCAAUAAGCAAACCUCAAUGGCAAAUUUGUCGACGGGACCGGGUAGAGAUCGUUCGAAUCUGAGGACUCUGACGGGUGGCGGUGUCCCCCAGAAUUCUAUCGACAUUCCGACGAUCGUGAACAGUAAUAGUAACGCGAAGAAAAAACGGAAUCGCAAGAAAAAGGCGGAUGCCCAGCCCGAUUCUGUGAAGACCGGAAGCAUCGAGGCGGGAUCGGACAUGGAUAUCGAUGAGGAUGACAGCGUAUGCCCGGAUGCUCCGGGUAGACCCGAAGAGAAAUACGCCGAGGAAAUCAAGAGUUACUUGCGGUUAACGCAGAAGAAGGAUGGCGAAAAGGAAAAGUUGGUCGCGUUGAAGUCCGAGAUGUCCAGGAUCAGCAAACUUCAGGCGGAUCUCCUGUGUCUGAGAAAGAAGUUCCCUGAAGACCCAACGCUCGGGAGGCAGCUCAGCAACGCUGCGAAGCUCUACGAGGAGGCGAAGAAGCGUGCACAGAGUGUUCAUACGCAAAGUGAAUCCCUGAACCAAGAAAUAUUCAAAAUACCUCAAAAAAUAAAACUCCUCGCCAUGGAACAUGAAGCUGUGUUCCGGGAUAAAAUCAACCCCGCUGCGGCUGCUUCGAGGGAAGGAUCCAAGAUUCCUGCCACCACCGAUGCGCCAGCAGUUAGAUACGUCGAUCGCGGCGAAUAUUUCUGCUCCUACUGCAAACAAGAGUUCAAAAGUAUAUCAGCAAUUCUCUCCCAUCUUCAUAGCAAUCCUCAUAUAUUGAAUUCCAAGCAGACGACGGAGCGACCGUGGGCGUCGCAUGACACCCCCGAGAAAAACGUGUCUCACGCGAAAAUCGCGCCCUCGAAAAUACCGUCAAAAGGCGCACAGUUCCUCAUAGGGGUCAAUGGAUUCUUUUGCCGACUUUGCAAGUCAAUGUUCCCGGACAACCAACUAGCCGAGCAACAUGUCCUCUCUGAGCCUCAUAAUCGGAAGUACAAGGAAUAUACCGGUUUGAACCCGUUCUACGAGAGACGUGUACAGCUCGAGAAAGAAAUACUUGUCCACACAGUGACAGUGGCGACGGCUCCUCGACAGCCUGCUUCUCAGAUUAAGUCCCCGUCACAGCCGCCCGGUGUCGAGUCGGAACCAGAAAAGGUGUCGCCAAUGAAGGCGGCUCUCGAAGAGCUGCGGAGAGCGGCACUGCUAGAGAACGAAAGUCGCACCGAGUCACAAGAAUCAAAUCAGAGCCCAUCUAAGGUUCGGCCGGCGACUCAAGCUGAGAAGGAACCCGACACCACUUUCUCCGCGGCUGGCAUCCGCACGAUCCUAUCACCAAAGAAAUCCACGGUCUCGAAAUCCUUGGGAGGCAGGUCCCCUCAGAGGAAGAAGAAGAAUUGGAGGAGUACUAAUUAG
This is a messenger RNA of Galendromus occidentalis (western predatory mite), 1995 nucleotides long. Its product is annotated as zinc finger protein 318. NCBI's taxonomy places the organism in Eukaryota, Metazoa, Arthropoda, Arachnida, Mesostigmata, Phytoseiidae. Gene Ontology annotation, biological process: negative regulation of DNA-templated transcription; positive regulation of DNA-templated transcription. The record is from RefSeq and is a predicted model, not a curated record. The coding region runs from base 1 to 1995 and encodes 664 amino acids. The transcript is spliced from 9 exons. Gene Ontology annotation, cellular component: nucleoplasm. Gene Ontology annotation, molecular function: zinc ion binding; nucleic acid binding.